GGGCGUGUCGGGGUUGCAAGGCCACCUGAGGGGUGGCGGCCCGGGUUCUUUGAACCCGGUCGCCCAACGGUGGCUAUGCUCCUAACACAUACAAUGUGUGUACUGUGGCUGACAUUACUAAGAUUACAUGAAAAGACAUCAUAUAACAUCCUGUACAAUGUUUGGGCCUUGAACCCAUUCCUAGGGCCACGGUGCCCCUUGUGCCAGCUUCUGAAGUUGCUGCUGCUGUAGCUAGAGUCCCAACAGCUACAGCCUGCAACCAAGUAUUUCCCAAACAGCCAAGAAUAACUUAUUUGUCUCAUUUCACUUACAGACAAAAGCCUUGCAGGCAUUUGGACCACAUUUGCCUGCAUCGCGGAUGAACAAUGCAAAUAACAAUACUAAUAACUAGACUCUGGCUGCUCUUCCACUCCUGUCUUUGUUGUUCCUGAGAGUCUGGUUACACCCUCCCCUCCCAGCAACUCACACUAGGGCAAGUUAAGAAUGGCCUAUAAGAGUAUUGCUGCUAAACAUCUAAAUUGGCAGUGCUCAGACAAAACUGCUCCUGCUCUGCAGUUGUGGAGUAAAAAAACCUGCUGCUUGCUUCUCUCCAGUGUUGGAUGCUUCUGAUUGUUCUCCUUUCUCACUAGCAGUGUUUGGUGACUGAAUGCAGGGGUGUACUGUAGCUAUAACUGAGCAAAAGGGUUCAAAGAACCUAGGCCCCCAGCUCUUGAGGGGGCCCCAGCUCCACCUCUCCCUAUUUUCUUCAUUAUCUCCCUCAAUCUGAGGGGCUGCCAAAGUGAGGGGUGAACACAGGUGCCCUCUCUCCAAGCUACGUCCCUGGCUGAAUGCACUGUACAGAGUUAGGCAACAUGAGAAGCUGCAAAGGUGUCACUUGCCCGCAGUGACACCUUGACACGUCACUUGCCCGCAGUGGCACCAAAGGCAUCAUGUGCCCACACUUAGCCCGCAGGCUAAGCCUCUGAACAAGAGAACUUUUUAUCAUGCACUAUAACUCUCUCAUGACAUUGGCUCUUUGCCAAGGUGCCAUGUUUUUUGCACAACCAGAUGGAGUUGUGGUGGGACAUUUGUUUGAGAACUGGACUCUUACAUGUGCUAUGGUUCAAAGUAGGACAGUCUGUAGUGGUAUAUGGGUAGUGGAGACUUGUGCUUUUCCUGUAGGCCAGUUUUAGUCUGUAAGUAAACAAUCAUUUCUCCCCCCCUAGAAAACUGCCAUAUACUGAGUCGACCAGUGGUCCGUCUAGUUCAAGAUUGUCUACACUGACUGGCAACAGCUUGGAGAUCCCAGGGAUGGAAACUGAGGCCUUCUGCAUGCAAAACAGAUGCUCUUUGACUGAGCUAUUGCCCUUCCUCUGGAAUGACUCUCUCAGAAGUUCCAAAUUAGCACAGGCCCUGAUCCUGUGGGGCAAUCAUUGUACACAUAUAUAAAAGGCAUAGGGAAGGAAGUCUACUCAGUUUCAGGAGCUUCUGUCUAAAUGGGUCCAGUUAUGCCUCCCAGUAAGAAGCCAGAGGGCUCGGGAAUUAGUGUUUCCAGUGGACUGAGCCAGUGUUACCGGGAUAGUGACUUAUCAAAGACACUUCAUGACGAUGAGGACUUGGACUUUUCCUUACCUGCUCUCCGAUUGGAAAAAGGGCCCAUGGAAGAUGAAGAACUAACCAACUUGAACUGGUUGCAUGAGAGCAAAAACUUGCUGAAAAGUUUUGGGGACUCAGUCUUAAGAAGUGUUAGCCCAGUGCAGGAACUCGAUGAUGACACCCCUCCCUCUCCCGCUCAUGCUGAUAUGCCCUAUGAUGCCAAGCAGAACCCCAACUGCAAACCACCGUACUCCUUUAGCUGCCUCAUAUUUAUGGCCAUUGAGGACUCUCCAACCAAACGCUUGCCUGUAAAGGAUAUAUACAACUGGAUUUUGGAACACUUCCCUUAUUUUGCAAAUGCUCCCACUGGAUGGAAAAACUCUGUGAGGCAUAAUCUGUCAUUGAAUAAAUGUUUUAAGAAGGUGGACAAAGACAGAAGUCAGAGUAUCGGGAAGGGGUCUUUAUGGUGUAUAGACCCAGAAUAUAGACAAAACCUCAUCCAGGCUUUGAAAAAGACACCCUAUCACCCAUAUUCGCAUGUGUUCAGCACACCUCCCGCAUCUCCUCAGGCAUAUCAAAGCACAUCAGGUCCACCUAUUUGGCCAGGAAGCACCUUUUUCAAGAGAAACGGAGCCCUUCUGCAAGAUCCUGACAUUGAUGCUGCCACUGCCAUGAUGCUUUUGAAUACUCCCCCUGAGAUACAAGCAGGUUUUCCCCCCGGAGUGAUACAAAAUGGAGCCCGCAUUCUGAGUAGAGGGAUCUUCCCAGGAGUUAGACCACUGCCAAUAAACCCCAUUGGAAGCAUGGCUGCUGCAGUUAGGAAUGGAAUAGCAAACUGCCGGAUGCGGACAGAAAGCGAACAGUCCUGUGGAUCCCCAGUGGUUAGCGGUGACCCCAAGGAGGAUCACAACUAUAGCAGUGCCAAAUCUUCCAACCACAGGAGCACAUCGCCCACUAGUGACUCAGUUUCCUCUUCCUCUGCUGAUGACCAUUACGAAUUUGUUACGAAAGGCAGCCGGGACAGUAGUGAAGGGAGUGAGGUCAGUUUCCACAGCCAUGAGAGCCAUAGUGAGGCAGAGGAGGAGGACAAAAGGCAGAGCCGGAAAGAGACCAAGGAUUCUUUAGCUGACAGCGGGUACACAUCUCAGCACAAGAAACGUCAGCAUUUACUGAAGGCAAAAAAAAUACCAAGUGACACACUGCCUCUUAAAAAGAGACGUACAGAGAAACCCCCUGAGAGUGACGAUGAGGAGAUGAAAGAAGCAGCUGGAUCGCUCUUGCAUUUGGCAGGAAUUCGGUCUUGUUUGAACAACAUCACCAAUCGGACGGCAAAGGGGCAGAAAGAGCAAAAGGACACCACAAAAAAUGAGAACAAAUCCAUUGAUUGAACUUAUAAAACAAUUUCCUUUCAGCACGUCAGGGAAAAAAAAGUGAUGAAGCAAUCAAAAGACCAAUAAGUACAAUAUCAAUGCUUUAGGGUCAUGAGACCUUCACUGGCCAAUAGGUUAAUUUAGUACAGCAAUAAGCCAAUUUUUUUUCUUUCCUUUUUUAUUUUUUUAAUUCUUCUUUUGUUUUUAUGCUGUACUAGGUGUAUGAAACUGCCAGUUUCAUUAACAUAAAAUGAGAACUGUGAUGGGGGGCAUAAACAGUGGUGUUAAGUUGUAUUUGUGUUUACCUAAAUGAGCAGUCGGAAGGCAAGUGCAAUCAGCCGAUCUUUAGGAAAUAUGAAAAAACAAAUUGUUGAUCUAGAGGCAUACUUGCAUUUUACGUUUCUUGAUGUGUAAUCAUAUUGCCAAAGACAAACUCUUUCAUCAGUUAUUAUUGUAAAUAACACUUUCCCAAAUCCUACCAUAAAGUUUCUGUGAUGUAUUGUCUUCCAGUUGCAAUAAAAAUUACUGAGUUGCA
Molecule: messenger RNA, 3480 nt
Organism: Hemicordylus capensis (graceful crag lizard)
Lineage: Eukaryota; Metazoa; Chordata; Lepidosauria; Squamata; Cordylidae
Gene: FOXN3
Product: forkhead box N3
Exons: 8
Coding region: 1476-2963 (495 amino acids)
Biological process (GO): regulation of DNA-templated transcription
Cellular component (GO): nucleus
Molecular function (GO): cis-regulatory region sequence-specific DNA binding; DNA-binding transcription factor activity
Source: RefSeq, a predicted model, not a curated record